This is a messenger RNA of Aspergillus neoniger CBS 115656, 324 nucleotides long. RefSeq lists its product as uncharacterized. The transcript is spliced from 2 exons. The coding region runs from base 1 to 324 and encodes 107 amino acids. The record is from RefSeq and is a predicted model, not a curated record. Lineage: Eukaryota; Fungi; Ascomycota; Eurotiomycetes; Eurotiales; Aspergillaceae.
AUGGGUCUUUUCCACCACCACCACGAGAACCAGCACGGCCCUGGCGGCCAUGAAGGCCCCCACGGCGGUCCUCAGGGCGGCCCUGGAGGUCCUGGCGGCCCUCACGGCGGUGGCCCUGGUGGUCCUCAUGGCGGUCCCGGCGGUCCCGGCGGCCCUGGAGGAUUCGGUGGUCCUCAUGAAGGUCCUGGUGGCCACGGAGGCCCUCACGGCGGCGGCCACGGCGGCCCUGGUGGUCCCCACGGCGGUCCUGGCGGCCCCGGUGGCCCCGGUGGCCCUCACGGAGUUCCGCAGAUGAUCGAUCGUGCAACCAUUCGAGCGAAGUGA